Molecule: messenger RNA, 1536 nt
Organism: Esox lucius (northern pike)
Lineage: Eukaryota; Metazoa; Chordata; Actinopteri; Esociformes; Esocidae
Exons: 2
Coding region: 298-1218 (306 amino acids)
Source: RefSeq, a predicted model, not a curated record
AUUCAAAUCAAAAAGUGACACCUUCAUAUAUUCUAGAUUCAUUACACAUCAAGUGAAACAUUUCAAGCAUUUUUUGUUCCAAUCUUGAUGAUAACAGCUUACAGCUCAUGGAAAUCAAAAAUCCAGUAUCUCAAAAUAUUAGAAUAAAACUAAUACACUAGUACACUACAGAAAUGCCGACCUGAGUAUAGCUCAAAUCAGCUAAUUAACUCAAAACACCUGCAAAGGUUUCCUAAGUAUGUUAAUUAAGGCACUCAAUACUUAGUCAGGGCUCCUUUUGCACUGAUUACUGCAUCAAUGCGGCGGUGCCUCCUCUGGUCACUCGUGUGGAGUCUAGUCGUGCUCUGGAGAGGAAACUCUGGAGAUCUUUCCCAGAGAAGUACGACUGUAAUCUGUGGGUUCCUUCUCCAAUGUGAGUUGUAUUUCGGGGACCAGCCGAUAUCCGACUAUGAGAAGGAGACCGUGAUAAUCACCCUUCUCACUGGGCGCACCCUUGAAUGGGCUACGGCACCUUGGGACAGUGGUUCCGGAGAUUUGAGGGUGUUUCCCGGUUCAUGGCCCAGUUUUGUUCCGUAUUCGACCAUCCGGCAGAGGGCAGGGAUGGGGGCGAGCGACCCCUUUUGGUGGAACCAGAGCCUAUGGAGCUGGGAAUCACCAGACCCGUCAGAGGAGAGAGAACGCUGGAGUAGUCAGGGGCUGUGUCUGUUCUGCAGGGAGAGAGGGCAUGGAGAAGGGGGGCUCCUUGGCCCAGACACAGAGCAGGAAAGGGCCCUGAUUGACUCCAGAGCUGCAGGGAGCUUCAUCGACCAGUCUCUGGUUACUGCCCUACCGUUGCUGUUGCGCCGUUUGAGGUCCUCAAUUCCCAUACAAGCACUGGGUGGUCGUCCUGUGGGGUCCGGCUCCAUAACCCACGUGACCUGCCCUGUCACUCUUACCAGCAACGGCUGCCAUCGAGAGAGACUGGAACUACUGGUGCUGUUCCGUGGCCUUCGGUGGCUUCAAAAGCACAACCCCAUCAUCACCUGGAGUAAGCGGAAAGGUUCUUGGAUGGUCGAUGAGGUACUGGAAAGCUUGCCUUGCUUAACAGGGUGUUCUCCAGCAAAAAGGCCAGGUGUCUCCCUGGGAGAGCAGGUGUACAUUCGUCGCUACUCUUCCCCUGCUUCAGCCAGCUUCUAUUUUGUGAAGAAGGACGGGGGGCUGAGGCCUUGUAUAGACUAGAGAGGACUGAACUCCAUUACUGUGAAGUACCGCUAUCCCAUGUCCCUCUUUCCAUUGGCCAUAGAACGUCUUCACCUCUGGAGCACAUACAAUCUCAUACGUAUCUGGGAUGGAGACGAGUGGAAAACAGCAUUCAGCACAGCGUUGGGCCACUACGAAUACCUGUGAUGCCAUACAGGCCAGCCAAUGAGCUGGCGGUGUUCCAGGGUUUUCUCAAUGAAGUGUUCCAGGAUAUGUUGGAGAGGUACGUAGUAGUGUAUAUAGAUGACAUCUUGAUUUACUCUCCAACAUACUCACAACACACACCACCACCGUUUC